AUGCAUGCGAAGAUGACCAAACAGGCUCUCUUCUCCCUCUCACUUGUUUUUCUCUCCCUCUGCAGCAAGACUUUCGGCCAGCCAGCUCAGGCCCCCACUCAGCCCGCCAACGCCCCGGCUCAGCCCGCCAAUAUCCCAGUACCACGUGGCACCCCCGACGUCACCAAAAUCCUCCAAAAGGCCGGAGGAUUCACGAUCCUAAUCCGCCUCUUAAAAACCACUGCAGUGGCUGACCAAAUCAAAGGGCAGCUAGCCAAUUCAGACACUGGUUUUACCCUUUUCGCCCCAACCGACUCGGCAUUUUCAGACCUCAAAUCGGGCACUUUAAAUUCUCUCAACAACGAAGAAAAGAUCCGGCUUAUGCAGUUUCAUACCUUACCCAAAUUUUAUUCUCUGGAAAACUUCCAAACCGUGACCAACCCGGUUCGAACACAGGCAGGAGAUACCAACCCCGGCGAUUACCCACUAAAUGUGACCACUGCGGGAAGCCAAGUAAACAUUUCGACUGGCCUUGUGAAUGCCACUGUGAGCGGUACAAUAUUUUCUGCUAAACAACUUGCUGUGUAUCGAGUGGACAAAGUGCUUCUUCCUCUGGACAUCUUUGUUCCAAAGGCGCCUCCUGCACCAGCGCCGGCACCGCUCCCAGUCAAGCCUAAGGCCAAGAAGAAGGCAGCAGCUAGUCCAAAGAGUAGUACUACUACUACUACUCCUCAUCCUACUCCUACACUAGUGGUUGAUUCUGGUGCACUGGGUCUCACAAAGCAUGGAAUACCCGUGUCCGUCGGGAUUUCUCUUUUCAUUGCAGCAUUUUCUCUCUGA
Messenger RNA from Alnus glutinosa, 819 nucleotides. Its product is annotated as fasciclin-like arabinogalactan protein 12. The record is from RefSeq and is a predicted model, not a curated record. Lineage: Eukaryota; Viridiplantae; Streptophyta; Magnoliopsida; Fagales; Betulaceae. The coding region runs from base 1 to 819 and encodes 272 amino acids. The transcript has a single exon.